Acaulospora colombiana is the source of this 351-nucleotide messenger RNA. NCBI's taxonomy places the organism in Eukaryota, Fungi, Glomeromycota, Glomeromycetes, Diversisporales, Acaulosporaceae. The record is from the annotation of a GenBank genome assembly.
AUGUCAAUUCUCAAAAUCAAGAACACGGUCUCGCUUUGUCUAAAUUCAAUGCGAGAUGAGAUUGUGAUACCGCUCAAUCAGCUGGUAAGCUUCAAGGUUUCCUCCUCCUUGCAAAUUUGCAUGAAGCUUUCUCCGGAUUUCGAAAGAGUGUCGGUAGCCCAAUCGGCAGUUUCGAGGAUGGACAUGGACCCGACGAACGGUCUUUUAGAUGGCACGCUUUCAAUCCUACUCACACAUAACAUCGGAGUUUGCCCUCAGGUGUUAUAUCUGAUCGAAGCCGGGAUAAACAGGCUAUGGUUUGAUCGGUUCGAAGUUGCCAACAAAAUGAAACUAAAUUUCAGUCCUCCAUUG